AUAAUAUAUUAAAACUAGGGCUGUCAAGAGAUUUUUUUUAAAAACGUGUGUCUCUGUCUCUGCAGAAUUAUCUGUCUUCGGAGAUCAGCUGAGUGUCUCAGUGGAACCCGGAACCUCCUGCAGACCAGAACCAGGACCUGAGCCGGACCUCCACCCGGCCCCCGGGGAGGACGGGGAGGACGAAGAGUCUGAAGAGGGGGAGGAGGAAGAGGGGGAGGAGGAAGAGGCGUCUCUCUGCUGCAGAGUCUGCGGGAAGUCGUUUGACAGGAAAGGGUUCCUGAUGAAGCACGCUGAGUCUCACCUGAAGGGGGCGCCGUGGCUCUGUGGUCUCUGUGGAGCGGGCUCAGAGUCCAGCGCCGGACUGAAGGUCCACCUGCAGACGCACCGGGACCGGAGCAGAACCUGCGACGUCUGCGGGAAGAAGUUCCCUUCGAUCCGAGCGCAGGAGACGCACCGCCGGCUGCACACCGGAGAAAAACCCUUCAGAUGCUCCGUCUGCGGGAAGGACUUCAACCAGAAGGGCAACAUGGUGACUCACAUGCGCACUCACAGCGAGGAGAAACCCUUCAGAUGCUCCGCCUGCAGGAAGCAGUUCAACCAAGCCGCAUCUCUGGAGCGACACAUGCAGGUUCAUGUUGAUGUUGAGAACAUUGGAGAGAAACCCUUCAGCUGCUCCGUCUGCGAGGCUGCGUUCAGUAAGAGUGCCGAGCUGAGGCGGCACCGCCGGAGCCACGAGGCCCGCGGGCCGCCGGUCCAGAGCCCCAUCAGGAAGCCCAGUCUGAAGCCCAGUCUCACGCCCGCUCACCGCUGCAGGGUCUGCGGCAGCGCCUUCCACAACAAGGGGAACUUCAUGCGCCACGCAGAGACUCACCUCCACGAGACCCCGGGGCUCUGUGGGGUCUGCGGCGAGACCUCGGAGACCCCGGAGAGUCUGCAGAUCCACAUCCAGAGCCACAGGAAGACCAGCAAGAUCUGCGACAUCUGCGGCAUGGCCUUCAGGGACAUGGAGAUCCACAUGAGGACGCACUCGGGACAGAAGCCCUUCAGCUGCUCAGACUGCGGGAAAGACUUCCCCAGGAAAGGCUCUCUGGAGAGACACAUGAAGCUGCAUGCCGGCGAACGGCCGUACAUCUGCGAGUUCUGCGGGAAGACCUUCGUGGAGAACACGGUCCUGAAGAGACACAUCAAGAGCCACACGGGGGGGAAACCCCGCAUCUACGCCUGCGAUGUCUGCGGCAAGAAGUUCACCAUGAGCCAACACCUGGACGUGCACAAGAGGAUCCACACCGGGGAGAAACCCUACACCUGCAGGGUCUGUGGGAAGAGCUUCCGGCAGAUCGGGAACCUGGACUCGCACUCGAGGAUCCACACGGGAGAGAAGCCCUUCAUCUGCAGCCUCUGCGGGAAGCGCUUCCGGCAGAAGAUUUCUCUGGAGACGCACGAGCGCUUCCACAAGAAAGAGAAACCCUUCGGCUGCUCGCUGUGCAGCAAAGGCUUCGUGCAGAAGAUCGACCUGAAGAGACACAUGCUGACGCACACGGGGGAGAAACCCUACAGCUGCUCCCUCUGUGGGAAGAGCUACCAGGAGAAACGCUCCGUGGACUCGCACAUGAAGGUGCACGCCGCCGAGAGGGAGACAGUGGGGGAGAGACAGGGGGAGAGAGUGGGUGAGAGAGUGGGUGAGGGAGUGGGGGAGACGCGACUGGAAGCAGCGAACACUUCAUCACUGGACUUCAUCCAGCUGUGACGAGCAGACACACCUGGAGAAGAGUCCAGAUGUUCAGUUUAAAGGGUCUUAAAGUGUUUUCCUUGCAGACCCUAAACUCGUUACCCAUCAUUCAUCACUUCCUGUACAAGUUAUUGUUUAUCUUUACUCUUGAAUAUUUCCGAGAGCAUGGAGAUAACAAAGUUGUUUAAUAAACUAAAGUCAAUAAAAACAUUUGAAAUUU
Notothenia coriiceps (black rockcod) is the source of this 1949-nucleotide messenger RNA. RefSeq names its product gastrula zinc finger protein XlCGF57.1-like. The transcript has a single exon. The coding region runs from base 281 to 1747 and encodes 488 amino acids. Lineage: Eukaryota; Metazoa; Chordata; Actinopteri; Perciformes; Nototheniidae. The record is from RefSeq and is a predicted model, not a curated record. Gene Ontology annotation, molecular function: DNA-binding transcription factor activity, RNA polymerase II-specific; RNA polymerase II cis-regulatory region sequence-specific DNA binding. Gene Ontology annotation, biological process: regulation of transcription by RNA polymerase II.